CCGCUGUCGGAGUGGGACGCGCAGCACGCGGCGCCCGGGGUCAGUGGAGCUAGCUGCGGCGGCCGAGGCGGCCGAGCCCCGCUGCACGCGCCGCCGUCCUAUCACACCUGCCAUCGGUGAGAGUGAGUGCCUCGGCGGCAGAGCCGGCCGCCGCCACGGCCGCUCAGUCGGGCCCGACACAGUGGCACGGUGCACGACGCUGCCACCGAGCCGGCGAGCGGCAGCCACCAUGGCGCUGGCACGCGCCGCCCCGCCGCUGCUGCUGCUGCUGCUGCUCUCGGUCGGCGCCGCCAGCGGCCAGCUGCAGAGGAGCGCCGACGAGGACCAGCAGCUGCGCCAGCUUGUGCGCGAGGCCGUCAGCGACGCGCUGCGGUCGCAACUGGGCGAGUACCGCUGCGGAGGCGGCAACAUCAGGAAACGACAGGCACCGGGGGUGAGCCUGCAGUCGGUAGCGGACGAGCUGAGUCUGCAGCUGAAAGACACCAAGGAGGACAUCUCGUCCCAGCUACAGGACACGCGCGACACCGUCCAGACCAAGGUGGCCGAGAUGACGGAGGCGAUGCGCCAGCAGGGCGGCCAGUGCACCUGCGUGGAGCAGCUUCGCGCGCUGCAGCAGGACGUGCAGCGCCAGUACGACGCGCUGCUCAAGUCGGUGGUCGAUAUCGCCGAGAUCACGAUCGGCACGCAGCAGACGGUGCGACAGCAUCUCAACAACAUCACGGCCACGGUGGCCGCGCUGGGCCGCAACAUGACGACCAUGGUGCGCGGCACGGCCGCCCCGCCGGCUGACCCGGACAUGCGGCUGGCGCUGCUGAGCGACUCGUUCGCGCGCUACGCGAACCGCUCUCGGCGGCAGCUGGCGGCGCUGACGGCCGGCCAGGAGCGCAGCGCGGCCCUGCUCAGCAUGGUGGCCAACCAGUCGCAGGCGGCCGCGCGGCUGCCGUGCGCCGGCCCGGCGCGCGACUGCGCCGACCUGCGCCGCCAGGGCUUCACGGCCAGCGGCGUGUACGCCAUCCGUCCGGACUUGGGCAGUGCGCGGCUCGUCUCCGUCUACUGCGACAUGACGACGGCCGGCGGCGGCUGGACGGUGCUGCAGCGGCGCGCCGACCUCAGCGCGCACAUCGACUUCUUCCGCGGCUGGGCCGAGUACCGGCGCGGCUUCGGCAACCGCAGCGGCGAGUUCUGGCUGGGCAACGAGCUGAUCCACCAGCUCACCUGGCAGCGCGACAUCACGCUGCGCCUGGACAUGGCCGACCUGGAGGGCAACCAGCGCUACGCCGAGUACAGCGGCUUCUCGGUGAGCCCGGAGACGGACCAGUACCGGCUCACGGUCGGCCCCUACUCGGGCACGGCCGGCGACGGCCUCAGCCGCGCCAACGGCGUCGGCUUCACCACGCGCGACGUCGACAACGACCAGUACACGGCUGGCAACUGCGCCGAGCUCUACAAGGGCGGCUGGUGGUACGACGCGUGUCACAACGCCAACCCGAACGGCCUCUACCUGCGCGGCCCGCACGGCAGCUACGCCGACGGCGUCAACUGGCGCUUCUGGCGCGGCUACCACUACUCACUGCCCAGCAUAGAGAUCAAGAUGAGGCCCAGCGGCUUCCGGCUACCGUGAGGCUCCCUCGGGCGGCCGCGCGGCACGGCGCCGACCCGUGUUGUGUUUUGUUGAAGUCGCUCCGGAGGGACGGGUCAGGGCUGACCUGCUGUGUGAGACGCCCCGUGAGGAGUGGUGACAGGGCGAGGGGGCGGAGACUACCUAGUCGACAGCAGGACGAUGAUGCGGGUUGGGUCACCGGUCAGGUGACAGCAAAUCAUGGAGAGAAAGGACUCCGAGAUGUCCGAAAUAUAAUUAUCCUAGAUAAGCUAAGCGACAGCAUAGAAACAUCAUUUGACUUUCAUCUGUACAAAAUUUCUCCGAAGUUAUUGGAGUGAGAGAGUUGAGCUCAUUGAACAUAUCGAUGCCUGUUGCAUUAUUGUAUGCAUAGGAGGAUCAAUACAUUGAGUGUAAAUGGGGUUAGCCCUUCUGAGGA
This is a messenger RNA of Amphibalanus amphitrite, 2036 nucleotides long. RefSeq names its product fibrinogen-like protein 1. The record is from RefSeq and is a predicted model, not a curated record. The transcript is spliced from 2 exons. Lineage: Eukaryota; Metazoa; Arthropoda; Thecostraca; Balanomorpha; Balanidae. Bases 230 to 1621 code for a protein of 463 amino acids.